CACCCCUUCCUUUCUUCUUUCUCCUUUUAUAAAUAAUCUCCUCUGACUUCCACCAAAACCCCACAACUCCCUCCACGUCUUUCCCUCUAUCUUUCUCUUUCUCUCUCAGUGUUUGAUUCCGGGAAGUCUUCGCGAUGUCUGUGCCGGCGACCACCGUGGUACCACCGUUGACUGAUGAACUCGACAUCGUCAUUCCGACGAUCAGGAACCUCGACUUUCUGGAACAGUGGAGAUCCUUCUUCCAGCCUUACCAUUUGAUCAUCGUUCAAGACGGAGAUCCGACCAAAAAAAUCCACGUUCCAGAAGGCUUCGAUUACGAGCUCUACAACCGAAACGACAUCAAUCGGAUCUUAGGUCCGAAAGCCAGUUGCAUUUCCUUCAAGGAUUCCGCUUGUCGCUGCUUCGGAUUUCUCGUCUCCAAGAAGAAAUACAUCUUCACCAUUGACGACGACUGCUUCGUUGCGAAGGAUCCAUCGGGGCAAGAGAUCAACGCAUUAGCACAGCACAUUCACAACCUGUUAUCGCCAUCAACGCCGUUCUUCUUCAACACAUUGUACGAUCCAUACAGAGAAGGUGCAGAUUUCGUGAGGGGAUACCCGUUCAGUUUACGUGAAGGCGUAACCACCGCGAUCUCCCAUGGACUCUGGCUCAACAUCCCCGACUACGACGCGCCAACUCAGCUCGUGAAGCCACGCGAGCGUAACACCAGGUACGUCGACGCUGUGUUAACCAUCCCUAAAGGAACUCUGUUCCCGAUGUGCGGAAUGAACCUAGGGUUCCACCGUGAUCUCAUCGGACCGGCGAUGUACUUCGGACUCAUGGGCGAUGGUCAGCCGAUUGGGAGGUACGACGAUAUGUGGGCGGGGUGGUGUGCGAAGGUGAUUUGUGAUCAUUUAGGGCUCGGAGUGAAAACUGGAUUACCUUAUAUCUGGCAUAGUAAAGCGAGUAAUCCUUUUGUUAACUUGAAGAAGGAAUACAAGGGGAUUUAUUGGCAAGAAGAGAUUAUUCCGUUUUUUCAAUCUGUUGUUUUGCCUAAAGAGUGUACAACUCCACAGAAAUGUUAUUUGGAGCUUUCGAAGCUUGUGAAGGAGAAGCUUUCACCUGUUGAUCCUUACUUUGAGAAGCUUGCAGGCGAAAUGGUGACAUGGAUUGAAGCUUGGAAUGAGCUUAAUCCAUCCACUGAUGCAACAGCAACAGCAACAACAACAACAGAUGCAGUUCCUAAAAAGAAGUAA
Molecule: messenger RNA, 1235 nt
Organism: Lactuca virosa
Lineage: Eukaryota; Viridiplantae; Streptophyta; Magnoliopsida; Asterales; Asteraceae
Source: the annotation of a GenBank genome assembly